Molecule: messenger RNA, 1515 nt
Organism: Equus quagga
Lineage: Eukaryota; Metazoa; Chordata; Mammalia; Perissodactyla; Equidae
Gene: HSPB2
Product: heat shock protein family B (small) member 2
Exons: 3
Coding region: 692-1315 (207 amino acids)
Biological process (GO): response to heat; protein refolding
Molecular function (GO): protein folding chaperone; structural constituent of eye lens
Source: RefSeq, a predicted model, not a curated record
AUAGCAAAGCAGAGAAGAGGGGGUAGGAGAAAAGAUGGGAGAAAUGUGGAUUACACUAUUGCAGUCUCGUCGGUCUGCAAACUUGCUUUCUGUCCAGGAAGUUUAUCCUCCUCUUUUUGGCUAAAAAUCCCUUUUUUAAUAAACAUGGCUCUCUGGUUCAAGGCAGCCACCACAGUGGUACCCAAGGCCCAAACUUUAUUUACAGGGACAGGGAAGAUGACAGGCCACCCAGGGGACCAAUCACAAGGAUGAGUCUGGGCAUGGCUUCGGCUGCCUCUCUAAUCCCAAUGCCUGGCCUUGUCAUUUGUCUGUAAGACAAAGCCCCCUUCUUCUUGCUCAGGUCUCUGCCAAGUUUCCCACCCACUCAGUCUGGAAUGUUCUGCUGGCCCUGAUUUGUCCUUCCAAAGCCCUUGCCUAUUUAGCUCCUGUUUACUCACACUGGAAUAUUUUUAAACCAGAGUGUUAUCUGUGACAGCUUCUGUCAACCUUAUCUGCUCACGCCAUUCUCCCACCCUCUUAGGACAAGUGGGGGUCCCAAGACUAGACCUACAUUCUUUCCUCAUUAGUCUUGGACCCAGGCCAGUGCCCUGUUAGCCCUGAGAAACCCGGAAAAUCACAGAAGAGGGAAUAGAAAGGAAGAAAAUAGUUGGUUGCUGUCUCCAGCUCCAGGCAGAGGGAUGAAAAGCUCAGGAUGAGGCAGCUGGAGGGGUCCCGCUGCGUCGCUGGGGCUGCACCUCGGUCUAGGACCGCCGACGAGUCUGCAGCCAUGUCGGGCCGCUCAGUGCCACAUGCCCACCCGGCCACCGCCGAGUACGAAUUUGCCAACCCGAGCCGCCUGGGUGAGCAGCGCUUCGGAGAAGGCCUCCUGCCAGAAGAAAUCCUGACCCCCACCCUCUACCAUGGCUACUAUGUCCGACCUCGGGCUGCCCAAGCUGGGGAGGGCAGCAGGGCAGGGGCUUCUGAGCUCAGGCUCAGUGAGGGCAAGUUCCAGGCAUUUCUGGAUGUGAGCCACUUUACCCCAGAUGAGGUGACUGUGAGGACUGUGGACAACCUGCUGGAGGUGUCUGCCCGGCACCCCCAGCGCCUGGACCGCCACGGCUUCGUGUCCCGAGAGUUCUGCCGCACCUAUGUCCUGCCUGCUGAUGUCGACCCCUGGCGGGUCCGCGCUGCUCUCUCGCAUGAUGGCAUCCUUAACCUGGAGGCACCUCGGGGUGGCCGACAUUUGGACACAGAGGUCAAUGAGGUCUACAUCUCCCUGCUCCCUGCGCCUCCUGAUCCAGAGGAAGAGGAAGAGGGAGCCACAGUUGAGCCCUGAGUGCCACAGACCUAGCACCCAGCGAACCCCUUUCUACCUCCUGCGGUGAUACGAGCAGCUGCCCACCACCCCAGAGGUAGCAGCAUCCUUGGGGGAAGGGAAGAGUGCAUGGUCCACAAUGUGUGGUUUGGUCCCUUGGGACGUGUCAUAGCCUUUGGUUUAGUUCUGGGUGGAGCUGAAUAAACCCAAAUCUCAGGGCC